Aspergillus nidulans FGSC A4 is the source of this 5370-nucleotide messenger RNA. Its product is annotated as putative SH3 domain protein (Cyk3). Lineage: Eukaryota; Fungi; Ascomycota; Eurotiomycetes; Eurotiales; Aspergillaceae. Bases 1 to 5370 code for a protein of 1789 amino acids. The transcript is spliced from 4 exons. The record is from RefSeq and is a predicted model, not a curated record.
AUGGCAGCCCCCACACCUCAGCUCCCGACCCGGUUCCCCUGCUGGUGUCGGGCCAUAUAUUCAUGGGGAGGAGAGGCGAAAAGCGAUCUGGGGUUUAUAGAGGGUGACUUGAUUGAAUGCCUGAAUGCGGGGGACGGACAAUGGUGGAUGGGCCGCUUACGAAGGGACCGGCGUAUGGUGGGACUGUUUCCGUCCAAUUUCGUUCAACUUCUAGGAGAGGAUUUUGUACCAGUUACUCGGGCGACUAGUCCUAUGCUCCCAGCAGCUGCCUCCCCAAUCACAAACCCAACGUCCGCUCCCAAGAAGCAAAAGACAGUUUUCAGAAAGCCGUUCCAGGCCCAUAAGGAAGCUCUUGCGCCGUCUGGCUCUGGAGGUAGCCCGUCUUCGACUUCUCUUGUCGGGAGCACGAUCCCCCAGACACCUCCACGAGAUGGCAGUCUUUCUCGACGAACGAAGACAGGGCGCACGCCAACAAGAGCAAACAGACAACAAAGCUCCCUAUCACGGCCUCUUUCAAUUGCCCGGCCGCCGUCCAGAGGAGUUUCCCCCCACCCGCCGCCAGAGCCAACGCCUCAGCAGCACGAUAUUUCGAGUCGCUCUCGUUCUCGGCCUCCGUCUCGAGCAGUAUCACCCCGACCUCAGCUCCCUGAAGUCACGCAUAGUUCGCCUCUGGUAUCUCCUGCAGGGCCGACAUAUGCCCAGACGUCGCAUUACCCGUCGCAUGCAAGUUCCUCUCGACCUCAACUUCCCGAUUUCGGACGUCAUUCGCCCCUAGUAUCUCCCUCAUUCCCCAUGUACAGUCAUGUUCAAGAUACACAUUCCUGGUCUCGUUCGGCAUCUCCUCGACCACAGCUUCCAGAGAUCACGCAUCACUCGCCUUUGUCUCCCUCAGUCCCCAUGCACAACCACAGUCAACUGUCGCAUCAGUCGUCCCGAGAGAUCUCUCCUCUGCAGCUUACGGAACGCGAAGACUCUCCACCGCCUCCUCCGCCGCCGCCUCACAGAGUCGCAGUCCAACGUCAGCCUUCCCCAGGCCCGGCCGUUCCACGCCAAUUGGAUAUGAACGAUCGCUAUGUGGUCUUCACAAGGACUCCGUCUCCAGCCGGCCAUUCAGACGCGAACGGGCAAACGCCCUCACCAUUGCGAGACGCAAUGGAAGAUGUGAUGACUUCGCUCGAAGAUAUGGGGAUGCCACGAGACUCACGUUCGCCGUCUCCGCAGCCUGAAUUCGAUAAUCCCUGGUCACCGGCUGCUUUUGACUCGUUGCGUGAAAGCCGUCACCCACAAAGAAACAAUCGGCCAUUAACAUCAUUGGGAUUUGAAGGAGAAAAGGAAUUCUACCAUAGCGAUGCCGUGCAUAGAAACAGUGUCUACACGCAUGAUCCUUUUAUUGAGGGCCCGCCGCAGAUCAACAACUACGUACAACGGAUGGAAAGCCGACUCCGCCAGAUGCAGGAACAAGGACGUCGAGGCUCCGAAGACAUACAGCCUCCGGUUGAAAACAGUGAAGAGGAUGAUGACAUGCCUCCACCACCGCCCCCAAGACAUGGAUCGUAUCAUGGACGGCACAAUUCUAUACCCGCUCACUUGCCGUCCUUACGAAGCCGGCGGUCUGGACAUGACCUCAGGAAUGAUAUGUUGAAUCGAAGCUUCACCAAAUCGUCGAAUACGACGAACUCCUCGAGUGGCGUGCACAGCAAUGCCACCAACCAAACUUCAAGCACGGACAGAACGAGCCAGAGUCUGAUGAGCGGACCCUCCGCCGGAGGUUUUAGCGCAACAAGUGCUGGAAGCUACGCAAGGAGGGGUAUUGCAGCAGGCGAAAGGCCUAGCACGGCAGUAGAUGCGGUCCGGUCGAGAGGUUUCAGCGAUCUCACGCGAAUGCCACGUCCUGAAUCGCCUAUGAGCGGCAUAUCCUACCAUUCUAGUCAUAACACUUCCCGACAGGGCGCUUCUUCUGCCAUACCUUGGUCAACAUCGGCCACUACGCCGGAAGAACCGAACAGUGUGUUUGGAGGACUGGCCACACCAAAGGCGAAGAAGCAAGGGUUCUUCAAGAAAAUACUCGAGUCAGCAAAGACCGGCGCCGCAAACGCCAGAAGUAGCAUUGCCGUUGGACAAAGCGGAGGGUCUUUUUCUCCGACCAAGGGGAGAGCCAUCUCACCAAUCAGGUCAUCGCACUCGCAUCGAGACACUGCUGCGCGCGAGAUGGGCACGGGAAAUAACCCCAUGGACUGGGUACAAGUGCGGCGCGAUGUGAACCGAGCAUCCUCCCCCAGUCGAAACGAGAGAAUUGAGAGAGCAGAGAGGUGUCAGAUGAUGGACCAUCCGGUCAUAUAUGCAGUGGAAGAACUAUAUGAGACCGCGGAAGGGGAAGAGAGUAUCGACGGCCUACCCAUUAGCGAGCCCACUGAUUUUGGUAACGUCAAUCUUACACUCGUCGACAAGAGCGCCCGUUUCGUCAACAGUCUUCCUCCAAUGACUAAUCCAUUGAGCCUUGCGCAAGGAUACGUCUGCCGCCCAUACAAGAGUGAUGUCCAAAGGCUGCGCGCUAUAUUUACCUGGGUGAGCGAGAAGAUUGCGUGGGACGAGCCAAUAGAAGAUGCCGACAUUGAUCUGAAGCGUGUUCUCCAAACCAAGAGAGGCUGCGCCCAAGAAGUCGCCUAUCUAGUUCGUGAGAUGUGCGCUGCAGUGGGCAUACAUGCCGACGCAAUUGAAGGUUUUCUCAAGCCACCAGGUGAGGUGUUCGAUUUGGACAGUCUUUCGCGUCCGAAUCAUUGGUGGAAUGCCGUGCUCGUUGAUGGUGACUGGCGCUUCAUGGAUUGCUCUCUCGCUAAUCCAACGAACCCAAUAAGAAACCAAUUCGUGACCACGAAUACGACGGUGGCCGAGUCUUGGUAUUUCUUAGCCCGACCUCUCGAGCUCUGCUAUACACAUGUGCCGCUUGAGCCUGAGGGGCAGCAUAUUUGUCCCCCUAUCUCUCCGGAUGUCCUCCUCGCACUUCCCACAGUUUGUCCGACAUAUUUCAAAAUGGGGCUGCAAUUUCCAGAUUAUGACACCAGCGUAUUUCGGAUAGAAGGACUGGAAGUCCUUCAGGUUCGUAUUUUGGUUCCAGCAGACGUAGAAUGUGCUGCGGAGGUCGAGGCGCCUGGAUUCGCUCGUGAUGCCGACGGGGACUUCUUUGAGAGUGGAGAAAUCGUGCGGAAACGAGCGCUUGUCCAGCCAGAUUGGGUCAAUGGUCAAAAACGCAUAACCAUUAAGGCUGUUUUACCCGGCGACGAAGGGCAAGGUAUGGUCAAAGUUUAUGCCGGCCGAAAGGGGCUCAUGCACUCCAGCCGAGACAUACCUCACCCGCUUGCCUUUGCACUCCCAAUCAUCCACACCGGAGAAAAUCCUCCAUAUGAAUUUGUCCUUCGCCAUCCCACCCCUCACGCUCAACGCCACGACUUGUACAUUAUUCAACCGCAGUGUGCUAAGCUGGCUGUCAACAACACAUUCGUAUUCGCCGUCCGCCAACAUCCCUCAUCGCCCACACCUCAAACAUCUAGCAAUGAAAAUAGCUUCAGCGGGCGCAUCUCUCCGUCAGUCUUCUCCCGACCUGCGAGUGCGCUCAGCAUGGUUUCGAGCUCUGCAGGGGGGUCAACCGUUUCAACAGUAUCCAACGAGUUCUCGGCCUCCACCUCGGCCAUCUCCUCUACCCGCUCGAAUUCAGGUCGGGAAAAGCCUGCCAAGCUCGCAAUACAAUCACCCUCUGGCAAGAUUCUACGCCUCACCCGCAAAGCGGACCACAUGAUCAGCAGCCCAAAGACCUCCGACUCGCCAAGCGAAUGUACCGCGGACGGUAGCGUCUGGGAAACGGUCAUCAAGAUCGGGGAAGGAGCGAGCCCGCUCCAACAACAGGCCUUCGAAUUCACCCCACUAUUGAUACCUCGGGAUGAUAUCUGGCACUUAGCCCUACCACGCCUGGCCUCUUUUGAAUGGACUUGUACCUAUCUAAUAUACAUAGAAGCAAGCAAACGCGAGAUGUCACCCAGACUUAAUCUGCCUGAUCCCUUCGCCACAAUUCCACGGGUAAGCCUGCUCUACCCGUUCUCUUCGCCAAUCCACCCCCUGCAAAGCCUGUCUGGUUUAGCUUCUGCCCCGGCCCCAGCCUCAGCCUCAGCCUCAGCAUCAACAACACACUCAGCACCAGGCAGCACUCGGUCUCAAGGGGCACGCACAGAGGGCAUCCACGUCUCCCUCUACGCCAAGCGCGAGGACCAUUCUUCCCCGCUCGCAUGUGCGGGGAACAAGUACCGAAAAUUGGAGUACAUCGUGCCAGAUAUCCUAUCUUCCAGUCCAAGAUAUGGCGCUGGCAUUGCGGCUGAUGUACCCACACCAAUACACGGGAAAGGAAAAGUUACAACUCUCGUCACAGAGGGCGCAAUCCAGAGUAACCACACGGUCCAGGUGGCCUCCGUGGCUUCGAGGAUAGGCCUAGAAUCUGUGGUCCUCCUGCACAAGGGCACGGGGGGCGGCUUAGCCAGUGCGAAGGACAAAGCAGCUUUUUUGAGAACGGGAAAUGUCCAGAUUGUGAAGUUGCUUGGUGCAGAAGUGAGGAUGUUUGAGAAGCCUGUGGCCCCAAAGACACAAGAUGAUAUUGUCGAGGAGGUUCUGAAUAAUCUCAGAGCAGAGGGAAAGGUUCCCUAUUGGAUCCCGUCUGGUGCGAGCCUGCAUCCGCUGGGGGGGUUGGGAUAUGCAAGGUGUGCGUUUGAAAUUGCGGCGCAGGAGAAGGACAUUCUGGGAUCACCGAAUGAUCGUGGUAGUGGUGGUUACGGUAUCAAACAGCCGCGUUUCGAUUACAUCUUCGUCGCAUGUGGGAGUGGGAGUACAGUCGGCGGACUGAUUGCGGGCUUCAAACUACUCGAGAAGAUGGAGAACUCACAACCGCACGAGCAAACACGAGGAGAAAGAAAGCGCCGUGUUAUAGGGAUUCUUACCUCCCCGACGAUGCGAAAGAGAUAUCAUGAAGAACGCAUCUUGCGCUUUGCGCGAGGCGCGGGGAAAUUGAUCGGAUUGAAUCCCCAGACUGAUAUUACAAUGGACGAUGUAGUCCUGGAUGACCGGUUCGCGGGAGAGAGAUAUGGUGUGCUAGAUGCAAAGACCAAUGACAUGCUCUCUCUGAUGGCAGAAAAGGAAGAAGUCAUACUUGAUCCUGUGUAUACGGCGAAAGUGGCGAGGGGUAUGAUGCAUUGGGUUGCCGAAGGGGAGAUAGAGAAAGAUUUACUAGCUAGUCCCGCUACUUAUAGGGGUCAAGAUGGGGAACAGGUUAAUGUCUUGUUUAUCCACACAGGCGGACAGUCUGCGCUGGGAGCAUACGCGAGCACAUAA